AUGACCUACACUCUUUUCUAUGCGCUCUUGUUCUUCGUCAUCAUUUCAGGCACCAGUCUUUAUCUCACUCGAUCUCGAUGGAUUCCUUUAUUGCCGGCCCCUGAUCAACUCUACCAUCGCCUCCCCUCGAGCUUCACAAGCGAUCUCGAAGCCGGCCUGAGUUCGUCGCAGUUCGACAUCAGCGCUAAUAUCGCCGAGGGGGAUUCCAGAGCUGGUCUUGAUCAAAGGGCGAAGGAGGAAAUACGGAAGAUUAUGAGAAAUCGCAAAGUCAAUUUUGAUGAGGCUCGACGAAUCUACACCGAACAGCGAUUCGCUCGAAAUAAUAUUGGUCCGGAUGGUCGUCCGAGGGAUCCGAAAUUCGUCUCGUUUUCAUGA
Messenger RNA from Penicillium malachiteum, 375 nucleotides. Its product is annotated as DUF2015 domain-containing protein. The transcript has 2 exons. The coding region runs from base 1 to 375 and encodes 124 amino acids. NCBI's taxonomy places the organism in Eukaryota, Fungi, Ascomycota, Eurotiomycetes, Eurotiales, Aspergillaceae. The record is from RefSeq and is a predicted model, not a curated record.